Molecule: messenger RNA, 2898 nt
Organism: Calidris pugnax (ruff)
Lineage: Eukaryota; Metazoa; Chordata; Aves; Charadriiformes; Scolopacidae
Product: butyrophilin subfamily 1 member A1-like
Exons: 18
Coding region: 202-1476 (424 amino acids)
Molecular function (GO): protein binding
Source: RefSeq, a predicted model, not a curated record
GUUUCCUGCCUGCAGUGCUCCCUCACGCCAUCACUGCCAGCCCUUUAUGCUCCUCCCAUCUCUCUGUGACUCUCUUGCCUUCUGGAGGUGGUGGUACAGCAGCCCUGUGGAACAGAGAAGUGAAACAUCGCGCUCUCAGCAAGACGCAGAGCAAGCAAUAGACUUUUAUAAGCACUGACUAUCUGGCUCCAGAUCAGAAGAAUGGGAAUGUUUUGUUCCCUCAUCCUUUUCCCAUGUAUGGUCUUGUUUGCAUCAGGGGUAACAGGACAGCAGAGCAUCAUGGAUCAACAAGCUUCACAAAUUAUCUACAACUGCUCCAAAGGCUGGUCUUUGCCAUCCAUUUUACAAACAGUUCUGGCAGUCUUAACUAUCAUCUUGAUACUGGCAGCAUUGUGGAUUUUCUGGAGGAGCUAUAAAAGGAAACAGAAAGAUGACUUUAGACUUAUGGAAGAAGGACAACCAAAUGAGAAAAUAGAUCAUGUCCAGGAGGAAAAUGAGCCACUGCAGGGAGAAAAAAAACAACUGAAUGAGAAGAUAGAGCGACUGGAGGGAGAAAACAAACAACAGAAAGAGACAAUAGGUGAGUGCUGCUUGCUGUGUGGGUGGCUGCUUGUCCCUCGAGUGCCAGCUGGGAACGGGGAGUGCUCUGUGUCCCUGGGUGGAGCCUGCCUCCCUUCAAGCCUCAAACAGAGACUGCUGCUUGCCUCCCUCUCUGCCCUGGGCCCUCCUUCCCCCACGGUGCCUUCAACAGGAAAGCCCCGGGAGAAGUCAUGGGCCCUCGCAAAUGCAAACGCCUUCCCUUUCUUUCCUGUGGUCUUGGUCUGUACUGAGCCACUGCAGGGAGAAAAGACUGAGGAGAAAGAGAAGAAUGCACAACUGAAUGAGAAGAUAGAAUUCCUGAAGAAACAGCGACACAAAGUGGAUGUCACUCUGGAUCCUGACACGGCCCACCCCAGAUUGGAAAUUUCUGAUGAUGGGAAGAGUGUGAAAGAUACCGGCACCAUCAGGAAUGUGCCCAAGAAUGAGAAGAGAUUUGAUUCCCACCUUUAUUUGUUGGCAAAGGAAGGAUACACAUCUGGGAGACACUACUGGGAAGUGGAUGUUGGCAAGAGAAGCAGCUGGGCCUUGGGUAUUGCCUGCGCAUCUGUGACUCGCAAAGGGACAUUGACUCUGUCCCCCAAGAAUGGCUUCUGGGUUAUGGGGUGUACAGACGGGCGAGAGUAUUGGGCCUACACAGAGCCUUGGACCCGUUUGAGUGUGGGUGGGAAGCUGCCAAAGAUUGGGAUCUUCCUGGACAUCUCAUCCAAUCAGCUGUCAUUUUACGAUGUCCAUAAGAAAGAAGCUCUGUACACUUUCAACGUGGGAGAUGAGAGCAGCCAGAAAGAGAGGUUUUUUCCCUUCUUCUCAACAGGCCCAGCUACUGCAAAGCCUGAUGAGGAGCCUCUGAAAAUAGUGUGGGUGUUUGAUGAUGAGUGAAUUGAUGAAAUGAGUAUGCAUGGUCAAUAUCUGACUGAAACACAGAGAUCACACUGGACUCUUAUCAGACCCCUGCUUCUUUUUUGCCACCAAAUCAAAGUCGAAUGGUUCUUUUGUAUAAGGAGCUUCCACCACUGCUUCCUAGUCCUUCUGUGAGCUAGUCAAGAAAGAGAAAACCUAGACUUCAGGCCACUAGUCACUGUGCAGACCUCCAGUUCUUCCAAGAACUCAGAGAAAGGAUCCUCAUUGCAGGAAGGGAAAACAGUCAUGGGUUUUGUGUUCAGAAGCUUACCUCAGGUGUCAACAUGAGAUUGAGAAGAUAUUCUGUGCCAGUCACUGAAGAUCCUAGUUAAUGUUCAUGGCAAGUUUGUGCAGAAGUGGAUCACGGUUCUCAGAUGGGAAAGCUUUCUGAUGAGUUUAAACAACCUUUCCCAAGAUACCUCCCACUUCUGUUUCUCAGUGUUCAGCACCCGUCACUGGUCCUUCUUUGUCAGUUGGAAGAAGCAGGUGCCUUCUAGGGGCAACAUGCCUGAGUUGUCAUCAGUGUUGCUUUUGGAAUUGCAGCAAGCCUUUUCAUUUGGAAAGUGUCUCAAAUCCACUCCUGUCCUCCUGGUUUUAGUAUACAUUCUGAAGGAUUUUCAGGAAGAUGUUUAGAGCAUGAAUAUCUACUCUUGAGAGUGGUGACAGAGCAGACAUGUGACAAUCAAGGAAGCUGAGCUUUCCAUGUCAAGGAGUUUGCUGUCAAACUCUCCUGCCUGUCCUGCCAUUUCUGGAUCCAUGUAGUCAGCAAACACCUUUUCUAUCCUCAUUGAGUCACCACUGGGCACUGAACCAAGGUCCUGGCAAUUCAAGCUAAACCACAUCAUGGACCAUUGAGAGGGAAACCAAGCAAGACAGCAGGAACUCUGCUAUCCUUAAGAACUCUGUCAUUUUACAAUGCCCACACAGAAUCUGUCUUGUACAGUUUGGAGAACAGACUCUGGCAGAAUGAGAAUGUCUUUCUCUUCAUGGGAACCAGGAUGGCCUUGGAUUACAAGUUCUAGUAAACCUCAUCAAUAUCAAAUACUGUCAAGGAAAGCUAAUUGGAUUGGAAAGGCUUUUGCAGGUAGUGACAAACAAUUUGACUUUUGUUUCAAGGCAGUCGCAGCCUGAGGUAUCCUCUGGCUGAGGAUGGCAGUAACGUUGGACUCAAUGGUCAACGCUUGGACUUCAUGAUCUUAAGGGUCUUUUCCAACCUGAAGGAUUCUUUGAUUCUAGAAGCAGCUGGAUGUUCCAGUGCAGAGACAUCAGGCCAUGUAUCAUGUCUUGCUCUUCUUUCACAUUUUGCUAUUGUACCAAUCCAACUAAAAUCAUUUUGGUAUGUAAUUCAUAUAAUCAGGAUUUUAAGUAGAAAUAAAUCUUGGGGGUUUUUUGUUUGAUGAA